This is a messenger RNA of Nestor notabilis (Kea), 2868 nucleotides long. RefSeq names its product chromosome unknown open reading frame, human C16orf62 (gene VPS35L). The record is from RefSeq and is a predicted model, not a curated record. Bases 118 to 2868 code for a protein of 916 amino acids. Lineage: Eukaryota; Metazoa; Chordata; Aves; Psittaciformes; Psittacidae. Gene Ontology annotation, biological process: endocytic recycling. Gene Ontology annotation, cellular component: endosome. The transcript has 30 exons.
AGAUCAAGAAACUAUGUUUCAGAAUCUGAAGUGUGCAAACUGGAGUCCAUACCCUUGGAUUUUGGCGAUUACCAUCCACUAAAGCCUAUUACAGUUACUGAAUCCAAGACCAAGAAAAUGAACCGGAAAGGAAGCACUUCUUCUACAUCCUCCUCCUCUUCCAGUUCUAUGCUGGAUCCCUUGAGCAGUGUACUGGAUGGUACCGAUCCCUUGUCAUUGUUUGCAGCAGCUGCAGAUCCUGUGACUACUACUGCGACCAUGGAUAGCACACGAAAGAAAUGGGAUAAAGAUGACAGCUCAGCAGUAGGAAGUGACUUUGAACCAUGGUCAAGCAAACGUGGUGAAAUCCUUGCUAGAUACACGACAACAGAGAAACUCUCUAUUAAUCUGUACAUGGGAUCUGAAAAAGGAAAAGCUACAACUACUGGCUCAGCAGUUUCUGAAAAAGUGAGGACAAGGUUAGAAGAACUGGAUGAUCUGGAAGAGGGCUCACAGAAAGAGCUGUUGAAUUUGACGCAGCAGGAUUACAUGAACCGAAUUGAAGAACUGAACCAGUCUUUAAAGGAUGCUUGGUCAUCUGAUCAGAAAGUAAAAGCUCUGAAAAUAGUCAUCCAGUGUUCAAAGCUUCUUUCAGACACGACAGUAAUCCAGUUCUAUCCAAGUAAAUUUGUUUUAAUUACAGAUAUCCUUGAUACUUUUGGGAAACUGGUGUAUGAAAGGAUCCUGUCAAUGUGCAUGGACAACCGUGUCUCCUUGCCAGAUAAUUUUUCUCCAGAGAGCGUGAAUGACACAGCCAAAGAAACUUGCUUAAACUGGUUUUUCAAGAUUGCUUCCAUCAGAGAACUCAUUCCCAGAUUUUACGUGGAAGCAGCAAUACUGAAGUGCAAUAAGUUCCUGUCAAAAAUGGGGAUUUCGGAAUGUCUCCCACGGUUAACAUCUAUGAUUAGAGGAAUUGGAGAUCCACUGGUUGCAGUCUAUGCAAGAGCAUACCUUUGCAGGGUUGGAAUGGAAGUGGCACCACAACUCAAAGAAAGCCUUAACGAAAAUUUCUUUGACUUUCUGCUAACAUUUAAGCAAAUUCAUGGGGACACAGUUCAGAAUCAGCUGGUAGUGCAAUGUGUGGAGAUUCCUUUGUAUUUGACUCUAUAUUCUCCUGCUAUAGACUGGAUUUUACAGUGCAUUGCAUAUCGUGCUCCUGAGGUUCUGCUUACUGAGAUGAUGGAGAGAUGCAAAAAUUUGGGGAACAAUGCUUUGCUGUUGAAUUCAAUAAUGUCAGCAUUCAGAGCAGAGUUUAUUGCUGCAAGAUCUAUGGACUUCAUUGGCAUGAUUAAAGAGUGUGAUGAAUCUGGAUUCCCAAAGCAUCUCCUCUUUCGCUCCUUGGGAUUAAACUUGGCAUUGGCUGAUCCUCCUGAAAAUGAUCGCCUUCAAAUAUUAAAUGAAGCCUGGAAGGUUAUAACAAAGCUGAAGAACCCACAGGAUUAUAUCAACUGUGCUGAAGUGUGGGUGGAAUACACAUGCAGGCAUUUUACGAAGCGGGAGGUCAACACAGUUUUGGCUGAUGUUAUCAAACACAUGACUCCUGAUCGAGCAUUUGAAGAUGCUUACCCCCAGCUGCAGUCAAUUAUUCAGAAAGUUAUUACCUAUAUCUAUGACUUCUCUUUGCUUUUUUCGGUGGAGAAAUUCUUGCCAUUUCUGGAUAUGUUCCAGAAAGAAAGCGUGAGAGUGGAAGUUUGCAAGUGCAUUAUGGAAUCUUUCAUUAAGCAUCAGCAGCAAUCUACAAAGGAUCCAGUUAUCCUCAAUGCUCUUCUGCAUAUCUGCAAGACGAUGCAUGAUUCUGUGAAUGCACUAACGCUUGAGGAUGAGAAAAGAAUGUUAGCAGCUUUGAUAAAUGGAUUCAUAAAAAUGGUUUCAUUUGGCCGUGACUUUGAACAACAGCUGAGUUUCUAUGUUGAAGCCAGGUCAAUGUUUUGCAAUCUGGAGCCUGUUUUAGUCCAGUUGAUUCAUUCUGUGAACCAGCUAGCAAUGGAAACAAGAAAGGUGAUGAAGGGAAAUCAUUCCAGAAAGACUGCUGCGUUUGUCAGGGCUUGUGUUGCCUUCUGCUUCAUUACAAUUCCAUCUCUGAGUGGUAUCUUCACACGCCUUAAUCUGUAUCUACACUCUGGACAGGUUGCUCUGGCAAAUCAGUGCCUUUCACAAGCUGAUGCUUUUUUCAAAGCUGCAGUGAGCCUUGUUCCUGAAGUGCCCAAAAUGAUCAAUGUCGAUGGAAAGAUGCGACCUUCUGAUGCCUUCCUCCUGGAAUUCCUUUGUAAUUUUUUUUCCACAUUAUUAGUUGUUCCGGACCAUCCAGAACAAGGAGUGUUGUUUCUCGUGCGAGGAUUACUAAAUGUGAUCCAGGAUUACACUUGGGAGGAUAACAGUGAUGACAAAGUCAGGAUUUAUACUAAUGUUUUGCAUCUGCUGUCUGCGAUGACUCAGGAAGCAUAUAUCUACCAUGUAGAUAAAGUUGAUUCUAAUGAUACCCUAUAUGGUGGAGACUCUAAGUUCCUGGCUGAAAUUAAUAAACUGUGUGAAACAGUGAUAGCACAGAUCCUGGAUCAUCUGAAAACCCUUGGAAAAGAAGAGACCCUAAAGCGACAGAGCCACCUGGCACUCUAUUUCUUUAACACUAUUCUAGCUCAUGGGGAUCUACGAAACAACAAACUAAACCAGCUUUCAGUCAAUCUCUGGAAUCUUGCUCAGAAGCAUGGCUUUGCUGACACCAGUACAAUGGUGACAACACUAGAAUACAUCAAGAAGCAAAGCAAACAACCUGAAAUGAGUCACUUCACGGACUUGGCCCUUCGGCUUCCUCUGCAGUCCAGGACCUGA